Messenger RNA from Kazachstania africana CBS 2517, 1416 nucleotides. RefSeq names its product putative mannosyltransferase (gene KTR4). Gene Ontology annotation, molecular function: alpha-1,2-mannosyltransferase activity. The record is from RefSeq and is a predicted model, not a curated record. The transcript has a single exon. Lineage: Eukaryota; Fungi; Ascomycota; Saccharomycetes; Saccharomycetales; Saccharomycetaceae. Gene Ontology annotation, cellular component: Golgi apparatus; membrane. The coding region runs from base 1 to 1416 and encodes 471 amino acids. Gene Ontology annotation, biological process: cell wall mannoprotein biosynthetic process; protein O-linked glycosylation; protein N-linked glycosylation.
AUGAGACGUGUACUCUUUAUGUUCAGGAGAUGGAGUUUGAGAAAACUUAUAUUGAUAGUAGCUGUACUGCUGAUGUUGAUUACUAUAGCCUUCACACUGACGUCAAACCCAUACUACCGCAAUGCUGUGUAUGAGCAAUAUAAUUCGGCGAUAAAUCCUUGGCCUAGUAAUCAGCAAUCUGAGGUAUCCACUGAUGCUGGUAUAGCACAUGAUGGUCCUUACGAGAUGCAUGACGAUGAGACGCUGAAUUCUAUAUUCCAAAGACUGGAAACACCUCUAUAUGAUGACGUUUCGGAUGAUAACAUCAAGAAACAAUCUGCAAAGAAUUUAAAAUUGUACAACGACAUCAUGUCAGUCGAAAUUGAUGAACCAAAAGUUGAUAAUUUGGUUCGUUAUGACGAUGAAAAUUAUGAACGUGCGUCCGCAACUAUACUAUCCCUGGUGAGAAACAAAGAUUUGAUGAAAAUUUUGCCUGUAAUUGAUCAGCUGGAAACAAAAUUUAAUAGUAAAUUUGGUUAUCCUUACACCUUCUUAAACGAUGAAGAGUUCACUGAGGAAUUCAAAAAGGGGAUACGUAAUUAUCUCCCAAACGACAGAGUAGUCAACUUUGGUAAAAUUGAUGAUAAGGAUUGGAACAUGCCAGAAGAUAUCGACGUUGAUAAAUAUGAAAAGGAAAUGGAUAAAUUAGAAAAUGAAAAAGUUGGUUACGUUAAAUUGACAUCGUAUCACAACAUGUGUCGUUUCUAUUCAAGAAAAUUUUAUCAUCAUCCAUUAUUGAAAGAUUACAAAUAUACAUGGAGGAUUGAGCCAGACGUAAAUUUUUAUUGUAACAUAGAUUAUGACAUUUUCAAAUUUAUGGAAUUAAAUGAUAAAGUUUACGGAUUUGUCUUGAAUUUAUACGACUCACCACAGAGCGUUAGAUCUCUAUGGACCUACACAAUGGAAUUCUUGAGGGAAAACCCCAAUUACAUCAAUAAAAAUGGCGCUUUUGAGUGGUUAAAAGAAAAUUUACAACAAAAUAAAAAUUUCGAAAUUACAAGUGGUUAUUCAACAUGUCAUUUCUGGACUAAUUUUGAAAUUAACGAUCUGGAUUUCCUGAGGAGUGAAGCCUACGAAAAGUACAUGGAUUUCUUAGAAUCGAAGCAAGGAUUUUAUUACGAAAGAUGGGGUGAUGCUCCAGUGAGAAGUUUAGCUUUAGCUUUAUUUGCAGAUAAAUCCAAGAUUCAUUGGUUUAGAGAUAUCGGUUACCAUCAUCAACCCUACACCAACUGUCCUAAAUGUCCGCCUGAUUCCAAAAAAUGCGAUGGCAGAUGUGUGCCCGGUAAAUUUACUCCAUGGGACAAUCUGAAUACUCAAAACUGUCAAGCUACCUGGAUCGAGCAUGUAAUGACAGAAGAAGAUCUGGCCCUGUACUAG